AUGAAUAGAAAUCCCAAACCUCAACAGAAGCCAAUUCAGCAGACAAGUCCCACACCAAUAACCCAGCCAACAGAUACUUAUGUCCAACCUUUUCUUAAAGAGUUAGUUCCAGAACUGUCAAGUUUGGAGAACUUAAAGGAUGCUGAACGUCGCAUAGACGUUUAUUUGAGUAGGAAAAGGAUUGAUUUGCAUCAAUCAAUAACUCAAUGGACCUAUCAAAAGCCUCGGGACUAUAACGAUACCCAAUAUUUGCGAAUCUUUAUCUCCACUAUAGCUGAAAAUCAGCCCUGGCAGACAAGUUCCGAUGACCUAGAGCUCGGUAACUGGACUCUUCGAAUUGAGGGUAGACUUGUUAAUAAUGAAGCAGUUGAUUCUGCUAGAAGGCCAAAGUUUAGCACAUUUUUGCAAAGCAUUGCGAUAGAUUUCCAUAAUAAGGAGGCUACUCCUGUGGAGAAGGAAGAACAAAAUAAUGAGCAAGUCAUAGAUAAGAUAGCGGAGUCAGGCGUUUCGCAGGUGCAGCAUUCUCCUAUUCCUUCUUCUAAGAAGUACGACAUUGUAGAAUGGCAUGCGGACCCUAAUUCCCCUGUGGAGUUUGAUGGUCUCGAUAUAAAGCGAAACGGAACGGAGAAUGUCGACUGUACUAUUACGAUCCAGCCAAAGGGCUACACUGGUGACCAGCUGCAGUACUCUGAAGCUCUUGCUUCUGUUGUUGGUACCUCUAGGGGUACAGUACACGAAGCUAUAUAUUCGCUGUACAAGUACAUUCUGUUAAAUGACCUGUUGAUGCCUGAUGAAAAUGCCAACUACAAGAGCAAUCAAAAUGAUGACAAGAUGGUCGUCAAGAUAGACUCAAUGAUAGUCAAGCUCCUGACAUCCAGCAAUGUCAAUGAGCCUAAAAAAUACUUGAGACUAAUGGAGCUGCCGCAGCUAGUGAAUAACCACCUCAGUCCUAUUCCCCCAGUAAAGCUAAACUACACAAUCCAAGUAGACAAAGCAUCUACUUAUGGCGAACUAGCAUUCGAUAUAGAGGUACCAUCGGCUCUGGUGAACCAAACCGAUCUAAAUGGUCUCCCUCCAAACCCUCUAGCACAGCAGGGUAUGAUGCUACUGACCGAAUUCAAUACUCUAUCUAGCCAACUAGAGCCACAAUUCGCUAGCUUGGACAAGAGAUCUCAACUGCUUUCGCUCCAGCUAAACUCAACGGCUAACAAAUACCAGUUUUUCAACAAGCUUUCACAGGAUCCUGUACCAAUGUUAAAAGACUACAUGAAAUCUACUGUCAAUGCUCUAAAGGUUUUAAGUGGAGAUGACGGAUUUGAUGAGGAUACAGUCAGAAGGUCCAAAUUCUACCAGGAGAACGAAGCUGUGUUGUUUGAAAACCUAGGUGUAUUGCUAUCUAACGGCAGAAUGUAA
Eremothecium sinecaudum is the source of this 1413-nucleotide messenger RNA. It is a transcript of the gene RSC6, whose product is annotated as Rsc6p. Lineage: Eukaryota; Fungi; Ascomycota; Saccharomycetes; Saccharomycetales; Saccharomycetaceae. The transcript has a single exon. Gene Ontology annotation, biological process: regulation of transcription by RNA polymerase II. The record is from RefSeq and is a predicted model, not a curated record. Bases 1 to 1413 code for a protein of 470 amino acids. Gene Ontology annotation, cellular component: nucleus; SWI/SNF complex.